GGGACAGCUUCAAACCUGGCAACCCUGCCGCCCUUUACCGCAGGUGGUGAGCGCGCGCUGCCGCAGAGAGACAGACAGGAGGAGGAGCAGCGACCUGCAGGAGAGGCUCCGAGAAGCGAAAGCAGUCAUUCACACAGGCUCCCCUCAUCUACAGAGACCCAGCGCCAAACAGGAAGUACAUUUCAAACUUUCCCAUAACAUGGACGACUGGGAAGAAGCGGAAACGACCGUCGGCCUGUCAAGCUCCGCCCCUAGCAACGGUUCGUGGAACGAAGGUUCAUUGAACGGCGAACACAGCGACUCCGGAAGAGGUCGUGGCGGGCGAGGAAGAGGCUUCAGGAACUCGUUCAGCUCAGACGGAUCCGGCUGGAGCCGUAAAGCGGACGGCGAGAGGGAAGGCUUCAAAGGAAGAGGCUUCGGCAGGAGCUUCUCCGAUAAUUCUCCUGGAGACGCUGAUGGAUCCCAGGAAAACGGGUUCAGAGGGCGAGGAAGAGGAGGAAGAGGCGGCUUCAGACAAGAUGGCGGCCGAGGGAGAAGAGGAGGAGGACGAGGCGGCUUCGGUGGAGGCUACCGCGUGGAAGAUGAUGAGGUCAUCAGUCGAGGAGAAGACAAAGAUCCAGAGAAGAAAGAGGACGCUGAUGGUGACAAACCCAAAGUGACGUACAUCCCUCCCUCCCUUCCCGAGGACGAGGAGUCGAUCUUCGCCCACUACGAGAGCGGCAUCAACUUCAACAAGUACGACGACAUCCUGGUGGAAAUCAGCGGUAGCGACUCGCCCGCAGCGUUCAUGAGCUUCGAUGAGGCCAACCUGUGCGAGACCCUCCGGAAGAACAUCAGCAAGUCGGGGUACGUGAAGCCGACGCCGGUGCAGAAGCACAGCAUCCCCAUCAUCGCUGCCGGCAGAGACCUGAUGGCCUGCGCCCAGACGGGCUCCGGGAAGACGGCCGCCUUCCUGCUGCCCAUCCUGCAGCAGCUGAUGGCGGACGGCGUGGCGGCCAGCCACUUCAGCGAGACGCAGGAACCAGAGGUCAUCAUUGUGGCGCCCACCAGAGAGCUCAUCAACCAGAUCUACCUGGAGGCGCGGAAAUUUGCCUAUGGGACUUGCGUGCGACCCGUGGUGGUCUACGGCGGCGUCAGCACCGGCUACCAGAUCAAGGACAUCAUCAGGGGCUGUAACGUCCUUUGCGGGACGCCGGGACGCCUGCUGGACAUGAUCGGGAGAGGAAAGGUCGGGCUGACCAAGGUCCGCUACCUGGUUCUGGACGAGGCCGACCGGAUGCUGGACAUGGGCUUCGAGCCGGAAAUGCGUCGCCUGGUGGGCUCGCCUGGGAUGCCGGCCAAGGAGCAGAGGCAGACGCUGAUGUUCAGCGCCACCUUCCCAGAGGACAUCCAGAGGCUGGCCGCCGACUUCCUGAGGACAGACUACCUCUUCCUGGCCGUGGGGAUCGUGGGCGGAGCCUGCAGCGACGUGGAGCAGACGAUAAUUGAAGUGGACAAGUUCGCCAAGAGGGAGCGGCUGCUGGAUCUGCUGCGAACUACCGGAACGGAGAGAACCAUGGUGUUUGUGGAGACCAAGCGGCAGGCGGAUUUCAUCGCCACCUUCCUGUGUCAGGAGAAGGUUCCCACCACCAGCAUCCACGGAGACCGGGAGCAGCGGGAACGGGAGCUGGCUCUGGCGGACUUCCGCAGCGGGAAGUGUCCCGUCCUGGUGGCCACCUCGGUCGCCGCCCGCGGCCUGGACAUCCCGGACGUCCAGCACGUGGUGAACUUUGACCUUCCCAAAACCAUCGACGACUACGUCCACCGCAUCGGCAGAACGGGCCGCUGCGGCAACGUGGGGAAGGCGGUGUCGUUCUUCAACCCGGACGAAGAUCAGCAGCUGGCUCCGGCGCUGGUGUCCAUCUUGUCCAAGGCGCAGCAGGAGGUGCCGUCCUGGCUGGAGGAGUCGGCUUCAGGCAGUCGAGGGAACAGCGGCUUCAGUUCCUCCAAGACCUUCGGCUCCACAGACUCCAGAAAGACCAACUCGCUGCAGGGGAGCGCUCCGAGCCAGCCGGCCGCAGCUGACGACGACGACUGGGAAUGAGGCGGACUGGGAAUGAGGCGGCUGUUUGUUUGGUUUGGUUUGGUUGAGUUUGUUUAAAACCGUUGAUCGGCUUUGCAUGCAUCCUGAUUUAUCGUUUAUUUUCUUUGUUUCUGUUGUUUUUUUUACCAUUGAGGAGAAACGUCUGAGUGUUUGAAGUGUUUGUUGUUAAUCUCCUGAAUUAAAUGGUAAACGGCUGAAA
Cyprinodon tularosa is the source of this 2282-nucleotide messenger RNA. RefSeq names its product DEAD (Asp-Glu-Ala-Asp) box polypeptide 4 (gene ddx4). Gene Ontology annotation, cellular component: nucleus; P granule. The transcript has 21 exons. The record is from RefSeq and is a predicted model, not a curated record. Gene Ontology annotation, molecular function: ATP binding; RNA binding; RNA helicase activity. Gene Ontology annotation, biological process: cell differentiation; gamete generation. The coding region runs from base 200 to 2083 and encodes 627 amino acids. NCBI's taxonomy places the organism in Eukaryota, Metazoa, Chordata, Actinopteri, Cyprinodontiformes, Cyprinodontidae.